Messenger RNA from Pelmatolapia mariae (spotted tilapia), 2193 nucleotides. Its product is annotated as sodium/myo-inositol cotransporter-like. Gene Ontology annotation, molecular function: D-glucose:sodium symporter activity. Gene Ontology annotation, cellular component: plasma membrane. Gene Ontology annotation, biological process: inositol metabolic process; myo-inositol transport; transmembrane transport. Lineage: Eukaryota; Metazoa; Chordata; Actinopteri; Cichliformes; Cichlidae. Bases 1 to 2193 code for a protein of 730 amino acids. The record is from RefSeq and is a predicted model, not a curated record. The transcript has 4 exons.
AUGGAAGCAGCGGACAUGAUCGUUGUAGCGAUCUACUUCAUCCUGGUGUUAGGGAUUGGCUUCCUUGCAAUGUGGAAAGCCAAUAGGAGCACAGUGAGCGGCUAUUUUCUGGCGGGGCGCUCCAUGAACUGGGCAGCUGUGGGAGCUUCUCUAUUUGUCAGCAACAUAGGAAGUGAGCACUUCAUUGGAUUGGCUGGAUCAGGCGCUGCUAGCGGUCUCAGCGUGGCUGCAUGGGAGCUCAAUGCUGUAUUACUGCUCCAGUUUUUAGGCUGGAUGUUCAUUCCAGUCUAUAUCCAGUGUGGCGUCUACACUAUGCCAGAGUACCUGUCCAAGAGAUACGGGGGGAAUCGACUGAAGGUGUACUUUGCUGCUUUAUCUCUUGUCCUUUACAUCUUCACCAAGCUGUCUGUGGAUCUCUAUUCUGGAGCCUUGUUCAUCAAAGAAUCCUUAGGUUGGAACCUCUAUCUGUCCAUCCUGCUCCUCAUCGCCAUGACAGCUCUGCUGACCAUCUCCGGAGGUCUGGUUGCUGUUAUCUACACGGACACAGUUCAAGCGUUCCUCAUGAUUGCUGGGGCACUCUGUCUGACAGGCAUCAGCCUCUUCAAAGUGGGAGGGUUCGAAGGUGUGAGACACGGUUACAUGGAGGCCACUCCAAACAUCAGUGCCAUCUUGCUGUCUUCACCCAAUCUGACGUAUUCUGAGUCCUGCUAUAACCAUGCCACUCCAAAGCCAGAUAGUCUGAAGAUCCUCCGAGAGGCCCAGGAUCCAGACCUGCCAUGGCUUGGUUUCUUACUGGGCCAGACUCCUGCCUCUAUUUGGUACUGGUGUGCAGAUCAGGUGAUUGUUCAGCGGGUUCUGGCAGCAAAAAAUAUUGCUCAUGCCAAAGGAUCAACAAUCAUGGCCGGUUUCCUCAAAAUUCUGCCUAUGUUUAUCAUUGUCAUCCCAGGAAUGAUUUCCAGGAUCUUAUUCACUGAUGACUUGGCAUGUAUCAGUCCAAAGCACUGUAUUGAAGUGUGUGGCUCUGCAGCUGGCUGCAGCAAUGUGGCUUACCCAAGGCUCGUCAUGUCAGUAAUGCCCAUCGGUCUCCGUGGGUUGAUGAUGGCUGUUAUGAUUGCAGCUCUAAUGAGCGACUUGGACUCUAUCUUUAAUUCUGCAAGCACCAUCUUUACCCUAGAUAUUUACAAGAUGCUACGAAAGCAGGCGUCGUCCAGAGAGCUGAUGAUAGUAGGCAGGCUGUUUGUUGUUUUCAUGGUGAUCAUAAGCAUCGCCUGGGUGCCUGUGAUCAUUGAAAUGCAGGGAGGCCAGAUAUUCUACUACAUCCAAGAAGUAUCAGAUUAUCUGACUCCGCCCAUAGCGGCUCUCUUCCUGCUUGGCAUCCUGUGGCGUCGUUGUAAUGAGACAGGUGCCUUUUGGGGAGGGAUGGUAGGGUUUUUCCUUGGAGCUCUCCGUUUGGCUUUGGCAUUUGUUUAUCGAGAGCCACUCUGCGAUCAGCCUGAUGAUCGCCCAUCCUUCAUCAAAGAUAUCCAUUACAUGUAUGUGGCAGCCAUCUUGUUUUGGAUAUCAUCUCUGGUGGCUGUUGUUGUGAGUCUCUGCACUCCUCCGCCCGAAGAGGGACAAAUCCAAACCACUACUCUUUGGGGACUAAACAAGAAAAAGAAGCUAAAAAAUCAAGAAAAAAAUGCUGAAAAAGACAUCAAUGUUUUGAAACCCCUAAAUCACUCAGCCUUUAAUGGAAAUGGUGUUCUUAGUGAAGAAAAGUGUCACAAGAACCCAAACUUGCUCAAUGGCUCUGAGGCAAAUCUUGAAAAUGGCCAGUCAAGAAGCAGCAAUAAUGUCACAUCAAGUGAUAUAGAAACAACCUAUUCAGUACAGAAUGGUGGCUGUGAUCAGAGUUCAGGCUCCAAAAUGGUAGAAAAUGAGGAAAGAAGAGGAGUGGAGGAUGUGGAGGAGGAAGACGAGAGCUGUGGUGCAGGGGACGCAAAAGAGGAGCGUGGAUGCUGUAUUAAGGUUUUGGAUUGGUUUUGUGGAUUCAAGGAGGAAUCGUCCAAAGAUCAGGCCAUAACAGUUCAAGAACAGGAGAAGAUGGUGGAGGAGCUUCUCUAUGAACCUCCAACAACCAGAAUCAUCUUAAAUAUCGCACUGGUGGUGGUUUGCUCAGUUGGGAUCUUUCUCUUCAUCUAUUUCUCCUUAUAG